Acaulospora morrowiae is the source of this 1614-nucleotide messenger RNA. The record is from the annotation of a GenBank genome assembly. Lineage: Eukaryota; Fungi; Glomeromycota; Glomeromycetes; Diversisporales; Acaulosporaceae.
CGAGAUAUCAGCUCGGGAUCACUACUCAGUUUUGUGAUGUUGACUUUUUUGAAGGCCUUAUAGGACAAAAAAUAAGAGUCGAUUUUUCAGAGGGGAGGAGAUACGUUGGGAACGGAAAGAUCCUUGAUACGGAUCUAGUGGCUGAUAACGGUGUUAUUCAUGUGAUCGACAGAGUAUUGGAAGUUCCAAAGGAUGCCUGGACGACAUUAUCAUCGAUCGACCUCAAACUCUAUGUCAAUUAUCUUCAAUUAACGGGACUCAACGAAUAUAUCAAGAAUAGGUAUCAUAUAACUGUGUUCGCCCCGACAAAUGAUGCAAUCAGACAUCAAUUCAAGCCCUAUGAAAGGGAAUAUUUCAUUGGAGAAUGCGGUGGGGGACUUCGUGACUUGGGUCGUCUCGCCAAACAUCAAUUACAUUUUGAUAAUAUCAUUUACACCUCAUCCAUUGAACAAGGUUCUUCCGAAAUCGGAACGGAACAAGGUGAACCUUUAGAAAUCAGACGUGACGAAAAUAAUAUUCACGUUGCUAAUGGUUUAAUUACCCUCAAGGAUGUACUGGCUGAAAAUGGUGUUAUUCAUGUCGUUAGUAAUAUCUCUGCUCCCCGCGAAAUCUUUUUUAAUGCCCACAAGUACCUAUGUGGAUUGAGGGCUACUAGAAUGGUCGCAGCGUUCCUCAAAUACAACCUAAAAAACAGUAUAGAAAAUUUAACUGCUCCUUACACAAUUUUGGCUCCACAAAAUGAAUUUUAUGAUGACAGUGUGGUGGGUCUUGAGUCUUCGAGAUACCAUAUUAUCGAAGGAAAAUAUAAAAUUAUUGACUUUAGUAAUAAGAUGCUUGUCAAAACUGAAUUGAUAACUAAAAGGUUGCGAGAUCACAGACAAAGAAUAAAAGUCGGGGUCAAUUCUAAAUUGAAAAAAAACGGGGCGACCAGUGUUAAUGUUCAAUUUAAUGAUGCAGGUGUUGUGGGCGAUCCUGUCGAAAUUGGAAAUUCCAUCAUUUACAUAUUGUCCAAAACCCUGUCUCCACCGAGUGACAUUAUAUCCUUCGCCAUGCGUGAAAAGCAGUUGAGCGCUUUUGUUAGUGCCGUGUACGCUAGCGACAUGCUGUCAACCGUUCAAACCAGUGAAUGGGUUACCGCUUUUGCUCCGACCAACAAUGCGUUUAUAAAUUUGGGGCUUCUCACUAGCUAUCUGUUGCAUCCUGACGGUAAAGAUGACCUUCGUGAUGUUGUGGAAUAUCAUAUGCUUAAUGAAUCAGUGUACACCGAAGACAUUCCCCAAGGCACAUCUGAAUACUGGACAAUCGACGGUGCCUCAUUGACUAUGUUUCGUGAGGAAGAUAAAAUAAGCGUCAAUAUUGCGAACGGCACAGCAAACAUCAUUCGAAGUGACAUUCUUACCUCAACCGGCGUUCUCCAUGUUGUCGAUUCCGUCCAAUUACCCCCGACGUUGCACAUCACCCUGGGAAAGAUUCUCAAGGGGAUUGGUGCCACCACAAUGAUGAAUCUAUUCAAGGUUGCUAAUCUUUCUUUACUCUUAAACGAUCCUGUUGAUCCGUAUAUUAUUAUUUGUCCGACAGAAGAUGCCUUCAAAAAAGUCAACAUCACAAAACUGA